AGACAAAACACACGCGCGUUGCACAGUCCCGCAUAGUUCGUUUACUUCACUUCCCUGUUCUCGCAAAGCCUCUCUCUCUCUCUCUCAUGUGACCUCGAUCAACCAUGGAAGUCUCAAUCCUAUUCAACAAGUUCAGGUACUUCUUGAACUCUCACUCCCACUCCCUAUGCUCACUCUUGUCUCAUUCCCCAUACCCGUUUCUUUCUCCUAAAAUCUUCGUCUCUCCUAAACCCUCACCAAUUUUUUGUUUCAGUUCCGAUCAUUUUAACACAAAAUCCACUUCUAGUUAUCCAUAUCCAUUUAUUUCUUCGACUAGGUCAUCCUCUUUUUCUGCUAUAACACACCCAUUUCCUCAAUCUUCACGGGCUUUAGAUUUCUAUGGAUACAGCAUUACCAGACAUAGGUUCCAAAUUUCGAAUCUAGGUUUGCUUAGAAAUUAUUGUAAUAGGUGCUUUCGUUCGUUUUCGGUUUCAUCUGAGUUAGAAACAAUGAAUUCGAGUGAAAAUGUAAAAUUUGGAAAAAUGGGUAUUAAUGGGAUUAGGCCGAAUGCGAUUCGAAAGGAAGUUUUGGAAAUGAUUGCCGUGAUUAUGAGGGAUGAGAAUGAUUUGGAGUUCAAGUUGGAUUCAAUGAAUGUGAGUUUAUCUAUUUCUUUAGUUACCGAGAUUUUUCGGGUUUUGAAUUGGGAAAGAGUGUCCGCCUUGCGUUUCUUUGCUUGGAUUAGAAGUUCGCGGCCCGAUCUUCAUUGUAAUUCGGUUGUUUGUAGUUUGGUUAUUGAUAAUUGCGGGUGGUUAGAUGAUUACAAGGCCAUGCUUUGCAUUCUGAAUGAUUAUAAGCUGAAACGAAUUUGUCUGACCAAAAUGGCAUAUGGAUUCUUACCCGUUUUCGUUUCAAACAAGGAUUCCAUUAUGCGUUCUGUAAGAAGAGUUGUAGAGGUGCUGAAUGAAGUUGGCGGGUCAUGUCGAACCUCCGGGGUUCACUCGUUGAUUGAAAUGCUCAGCAGUUUGGGUUCCUUUGAAAUGGCUAAGUUUGUGAUGGAAAUUACUGAGAGGAAAACAGGUUAUUACAACAUUUUGAUUAAGGAGAAGUGUCGGAGAUGUGAUUUCAAAGGAGCCAAGGAAAUACUUGAUGAGAUGAGGCAAAUGGGUUGUGAUCCAAUUGUCAACACUUACAAUUACCUACUUAGUAGUUUAUGUAGGAGUGACAAAACAGAUGAAGCUUGCCAACUACUUGAAGAAAUGCAAGAAAGGAAUUGUCUUCCAAAUCCAUUAACCUUUGAGAUUUUCAUUUAUCACUCAUGUAGAAUUGGGAAGAUCGAUCUUGCACCCGAGUUUCUUGAUAGGAUGAUUUCAAAUGGUCUUGAACCUCGUCUUACCACACACGCUGCCUUCAUUAAAGGUUACUUCAAUUCAUUGAGAUAUGAGGAAGCACACAGGUAUGCGGUUGACUCAAGUGUUAAGCAUAGGUGCUCUAGCAAUUCACUUUACAGUUUGCUUGCGAGCCUUCAUCGGAAGAAAGGAAACGUUGUUGUUGCCCAGAAUAUCAUACUCGAAAUGAUUACAAAGGGUCUUAGACCAAACUUUGCAGUGUAUAUGAGAGUUUUGAAGCACCUACAGAAGUCGGGCAGGAAUGACUUGGCCAGAGACUUAAAGAGCAGGUUUUCUAGUUUGAGUUUGCCGUCAAGUACAGAAACUCAAUGAUUUUGUUCAGUGAUUCUAGUAAUUGAAUGAACAAGCUGUGAAGCUCAAGAGGCUUUUUCAUGCAAGACGCUGCUAAAAAAGAUCUCUAUCUCAGAUGCUGGAGUUCUCUUCAGGCUCUCAUUCCGAUUUAUCGCAAUUUCCAAAUCCGAG
Messenger RNA from Juglans regia (Persian walnut), 1847 nucleotides. Its product is annotated as pentatricopeptide repeat-containing protein At2g18940, chloroplastic-like. Bases 105 to 1697 code for a protein of 530 amino acids. Gene Ontology annotation, molecular function: protein binding. NCBI's taxonomy places the organism in Eukaryota, Viridiplantae, Streptophyta, Magnoliopsida, Fagales, Juglandaceae. The record is from RefSeq and is a predicted model, not a curated record. The transcript has 2 exons.